GCCACACUCCCUGCCCCAUUCCCCAGGCGCGCGCACACACACACUUACACACGUACACACUUACACACACACACACACACACACACACACACACUCGUAAGCAUCCAGACUCAGGGCCGAGGAAGGAGCGGAGCUGAGGGGCCACCAUGGGGGAGGUGGUCAUCGUGAAGGAGGGCUGGCUCCAUAAGAGAGGAGAGUACAUUAAGACGUGGAGGCCCAGGUACUUCCUGCUGAAGAGCGACGGGACGUUUAUCGGCUACAAGGAGCGACCGCAGGACGUGGAUCAGCUGGAGACGCCGCUCAACAACUUCUCUGUGGCCCCAGAGUGUCAGCUGAUGAAGACGGAGAGGCCGAAGUCCAACACCUUCAUCAUCCGCUGCCUCCAGUGGACCAGCGUCAUCGAGCGGACGGAGAGGGAGGAGUGGACCAAGGCCAUCCAGGCGGUGGCAGACAGCCUCCAGAGGCAGGAGGAGGAGAGGAGAGACUCGUCCCCAGACCCCUUCGAUGUGGACGUCUGCCCCUCCAAACCCCGUCACAGAGUGACUAUGCACAACUUUGAAUACCUCAAGCUGCUGGGCAAGGGUACGUUUGGGAAGGUAAUUCUGGUGAAUGAGAAGGCCACCGGGAAAUACUACGCCAUGAAGAUCCUGAAGAAGGAAGUCAUCGUGGCCAAAGAUGAGGUCGCCCACACGCUGACGGAGAACCGGGUUCUGCAGAGCUCCAAGCAUCCAUUCCUCACGGGACUCAAGUACUCCUUCCAGACACACGAUCGAUUGUGUUUUGUCAUGGAGUAUGCCAACGGUGGAGAGCUCUUCUUCCACCUGUCCAGGGAGCGAGUGUUCACAGAGGAGCGAUCUCGCUUCUACGGGGCGGAGAUCUGAUGUCUGUCUUUCUUUCUCCUGUCCUUCCUCUCAUAUCCAAUAUCUGCUCUGACCAUCAUCUUAAUCAGUGUCUCCAGCUUCUGCACUUCCAUCAUGA
Molecule: messenger RNA, 978 nt
Organism: Engraulis encrasicolus (European anchovy)
Lineage: Eukaryota; Metazoa; Chordata; Actinopteri; Clupeiformes; Engraulidae
Product: RAC-alpha serine/threonine-protein kinase-like
Exons: 1
Coding region: 147-881 (244 amino acids)
Biological process (GO): protein phosphorylation
Cellular component (GO): cytoplasm; nucleus
Molecular function (GO): protein kinase activity; ATP binding
Source: RefSeq, a predicted model, not a curated record